UGUUAGGAAACAUGUAUGCAAACCUGGCCAACUUUCAAUGUCAAAACUCACUUUAACCUGUUGCAGUUAAAAAAAAAACUGUUUACAUUUUCAGGCAGUCAGACUUUAACCAUAAAGGUUUUUUGUUGUUGCAUGGCCAGCGGGGUGCGGCUGGGCAGCACCCCGCUGGCCAUGCUGGCCGCCACCUGCAGUAGAAUCGGGGAGCCGACCCCUUCCUGCUCCCCCGCUGUGUCAGAUGGGGUCCCGGGACUCGCCAAAGGGUUUCAUCCCUGGAGAAAGACUUUCCAGGCCGGCGGCGGCGCGGUCGCGGUUUCCUCUGGGAUCUCCAGGAAUAAUGGUCCAGGACUGACACCGGAGGCCUCCAGCGCCUUCUCGGUGACACUUCCAGGCUCUUCUUCAGGGAGUGAUUUUUCUCUGUACCACAGCGCCGUGUCGUCCUAUGAUUACGACACUUCGGACUCCGCGUCCGCUCAGCGCCCGGUGUUCAUGCCGAAAUUCCCCCCCUCGGUGGAAGGCAUAGCGGGGAUUUACCAGAGGAUGCACUCUUACGAUUCCUGGAUAAAGCCAGCUGGAGAAGUCGGCAACGGGCCCGCGGUAUUGUGGGACAUGGGCGCCAGCUGGGUGGACUCGCAGAACUCAGCCGGGUUAUCAUGCGCCUUGAGCGGCUACGGUAACGACUACAGCCCCGCCUUCAGCACCGGCGCGUCUCAGCACCUGAUCCCCGGCGCGCAGCACAUGUUUGACGGCUUCCGGCCACCUGCUUACACGGAGCCUACGAGCGCACCACCUCCUCCUGUUCCUCCUCCUCCGACGGGGACCCCUGCUGUUCCCCUGCCCAGCCCCUCCCGGGCCUCGUCGCGCAAAUACGCAGGCAGAGCUACCUGCGACUGUCCAAACUGUCAGGAGGCAGAGCGCCUCGGUCAGGGGGGCUCGAGUCCACGGCGGAGGGGCGUGCACAGCUGUCACAUCCCGGGCUGCGGGAAAGUUUACGGCAAAACCUCCCACCUGAAGGCGCACCUGCGCUGGCACACCGGGGAGCGGCCGUUCGUCUGCAACUGGCUCUUCUGCGGGAAACGCUUCACGCGCUCGGACGAGCUCCAGCGCCACGUGCGCACGCACACCGGCGAGAAGCGCUUCGAGUGCCCCAUGUGCCAGAAGCGCUUCAUGCGCUCCGACCACCUCAGCAAGCACUUGAGGACGCACAGCUCCGAGGGCUCCGAGGGCUGCGUCGACCAGGCGUCCCAGAAAGGGAGCGGCGACGCGGACAGAGGCGCCUCCAGCUGCCCGGCGGGGUCUCCGGGCCCGGGAAAGGGCGGCCAACGCGAUAAGCUCGAGAGACCAGCGGAAAAACAGUCACAACAAGUGGGGAUUUGAUGACAGCAGCCGGACACGGGUGUUGCUUUGGACGCCGAAAGACUGAAAUAGCACUUUAUGGUUACCUUCAGUUGUGAAGUGUGAGAACACAGUUUCCUUACCUCAUCGGAUCAUCGCAGACUUAAAAAGAAAUGUUUUCUUCAGUUUCUCGGUUUGAUACGUGCGCCUGAUUAUUCCACGUGCUUUUCACACCGAGUAGUUCCUUUGAAUCAUCCUGUUACAUCUGACAAGUGCGCACACAUUUAAGUUCAUGUUCUUAAAUAUCUGACUUUGGAAAACUAAAUUGCAAAGUAAGUAAUUUAUCGUUGCUUGUAACUGGCAUUAAAUUAAUACAACAGGAGAAAAUUGCAAGAUUUAUUAUGUGGAACUGUUUAUCGUAUUAUUAAAAUAUUCAAAAUAUA
Messenger RNA from Poeciliopsis prolifica (blackstripe livebearer), 1775 nucleotides. It is a transcript of the gene sp8a, whose product is annotated as sp8 transcription factor a. Gene Ontology annotation, molecular function: RNA polymerase II cis-regulatory region sequence-specific DNA binding; DNA-binding transcription factor activity, RNA polymerase II-specific. The coding region runs from base 16 to 1374 and encodes 452 amino acids. The record is from RefSeq and is a predicted model, not a curated record. The transcript has a single exon. Gene Ontology annotation, biological process: regulation of transcription by RNA polymerase II. Lineage: Eukaryota; Metazoa; Chordata; Actinopteri; Cyprinodontiformes; Poeciliidae.